AUGUCAUUCGAGCUUCCACCGAACAACUUUUCGCAAGCUGAGCUGAACGCUUCCAAUAAGAGCCCCGUCUAUGUGGCUGUUGCUGUUGGCUUCGCUUUCGCCACCGGAAGCGUCAUACUGCGUACUUUAGCGCGGCGCAAGUCUAAAGCUACUUUCGGAUGGGAUGACUACAGCAUCAUCUUUGCUUUGUCUCUUCUCUACGCGCUUGACGUCUCGGCCGUUCUAUCUGCCGCAAAGUAUGGAUUGGGUCGACAUCUUCCCGCUGUACUUUCGACCGUUGUUCCUUUCCAAAAGCUGGGAAUCGUAGUCCUCACGCUCUGGCUAGCCACAGCCGCUGCGACAAAGGCGUCUCUUUUGUUGCUUUACUAUCGACUGUUCUCUCCAUCUAGGCGAUUUCGCCUAGCCGUUCGCCUUGGCGCCGUAAUCGUUUUUGGCCAAUGGUUCAGUCUCACGUGUAUAACAAUCUUUCAAUGCAGACCUGUCGCGGCCUUCUGGAACCGAGCUAUUCGGGACGCAAAAUGCAUCAAUCUGCCUCAUUUUACCAUCACCAGCGGGGUAUUGAAUCUCUUGACAGACGUCCUCAUCCUCUGCCUUCCGAUCCCCAUGGUUUGGGGCUUGAAUACUACUAAGGCUCAAAGGGUCACCCUGACUAGCAUAUUUCUACUGGGAAUAUUUGUAUGUGUCAUUUCAAUCGUACGGAUCAGCAAACUUGCUGCUGUGAACUACGAUGAUCCAACAUGGCGUCUUGUGGACGUAUAUGUUUGGACCAACUUGGAGGCUAGUGUAGGCAUAACCUCGGCCUGUCUUCCCACCCUGCGACCACUCUUGGGAAGUUUCUUUCCCGGUGCAUCAACGGCAGAGUCCUCCGACAAGAAAGACAGCCAGCCUAGCUCUCAGCGUGCAGCUAAGGCCCAAUUUCAUCGUCUUUUUGAGGAGUCAGGGCCGGAGGUCACGCCUCAAAGUUUUACAAGAGGGACAAAUGACCCCUGGACGAGCCCCGACUUGGCAGGAGGCAACGAACUUUCCAGCAUGGACAGGGCUCCGACAGGACCGCUUCACUCUGUGAAUUCCACUAGUCAAACCGAAGAUCCGCACUAUCCCACGAGAAGUACCCGGAGAGCCAACUAUGAAUGA
Messenger RNA from Letharia columbiana, 1134 nucleotides. RefSeq lists its product as uncharacterized. NCBI's taxonomy places the organism in Eukaryota, Fungi, Ascomycota, Lecanoromycetes, Lecanorales, Parmeliaceae. The transcript has 5 exons. The record is from RefSeq and is a predicted model, not a curated record. The coding region runs from base 1 to 1134 and encodes 377 amino acids.